Messenger RNA from Delphinapterus leucas (beluga whale), 2654 nucleotides. RefSeq names its product RCC1 domain containing 1 (gene RCCD1). Lineage: Eukaryota; Metazoa; Chordata; Mammalia; Artiodactyla; Monodontidae. The record is from RefSeq and is a predicted model, not a curated record.
CAGGUGGAUUCUUUAACCACUGUGCCACCAUGGAAGCCGACUUCUGCCUUUGUAUUGAGAGUUUUCAGUGACCUCCAGUCAGGCAGAGCUCGGGAUAUGGGGGUGGGAAAGCCCUGAGGGAAGCUCCAGUAGCUGAGCGGGGUUGGACGUAAGCUUGGACCGCUGCGGGCAUCCCCACCUGCUUGGGCGGGUGGUCCCUUGAGAGCCUGCUUCCGCUCUCUGCAGAGCGGACUAAGCCCAGCUUGACUCUCAUUGGCUUAACGGAGGUAAGUGACAGAUCCCGAGCCAAUGGAAGGUAAAAACUGCCCAGCACCCGCCUAAUUCGGGUGCUGCUUCUAGGGCCUCAGGCCCGCGCGUGUCCAGUAGCUAGCUGCCGCCAUCCCAGACAGAGAGGACUGACAGGCGGCGCCCGUCACUGGGGUCGCUUGUCGCCAACCCUUCUUUCUGAUCGUCCCCCAAGUGUUUCUAAUACUGACUCCGCGGCCCCGCGCGUGCCUGCGGAGGACGGGACCAUCUGGCCCAACGAGCCCACGCCCACCGAAGGUUUCGCCCACUCCCCGCCGGAGGCCGCAGCGGCCUAGCGUAGGCCUUGGGACCGGUUUGAUCGAGCUAGGACUGGACAGGCCGCGGCGGGGAUCGCCGGAACCGAGGUGAGGCAGCUUCAGUGUACCGCAAGGGCUCACCUGGAAGAAUCUCUUCGAGUUCUAGCCUUAACCCUCCGUCCCGCCGGCCGCCGCAGCCACGUCGUAGCCAGCAGAGGGCGCUGCCGGGCAUGGCCGAAGAGCGUCGCGGGGCCUGGUUCGGCUUCGGUUUCUGCGGCUUCGGGCAGGCGCUGGGCUCGGGGCGCGGGCGCCAGGUACACAGCCCCGAGCCUCUGAGGGCGCCAGGCGCGGGCCUCGAUGUCUGCCGCGUGAGCGCGAGCUGGAGCUACACCGCCUUCGUGACCCGUGGAGGAGGCCGGGUGGAGCUGUCUGGCUUCGCGGUCGGAGCGGCGGGCGGCUGCAGGGACGCGUGGGCGUCGGAGGAGCUCCUGGUGGUGCUGCGCGCGGGGCCGGGACCCGGGGCCGGGACGGAGCUGCAGGCCUGGGCGCCCGGUUCGGCGCUGCGCGGGGAGCCCCUCUGGGCCCAGACCGUGCCGGAGGCCGAGCGGGAAGACGGACCGGUCGGCGAUGAGACCCAGGCUGGGCCGCUGCCGCUGCUGCCCUGCGCUCGCGCCUACGUGAGCCCGCGGCCGCCCUUCUACCGGCCUCUGGCCCCGACACUGCGGGCGCGCCGACUGGAGCUGGGCGCUGAGCACGCGUUGCUGCUGGACGCGGCGGGCCAGGUGUUCUCCUGGGGCGGGGGCAGGCACGGACAGCUGGGCCACGGGACUCUGGAGGCAGAGCCGGAGCCGAGGCUGCUGCAGGCGCUGCAGGGCCUAACCAUGACUGAGGUGGCCGCAGGUGGCUGGCACUCUCUGUGUGUGAGUGAGGCUGGGGAUAUUUAUAUCUGGGGCUGGAAUGAAUCAGGGCAGCUGGCCCUGCCCACCAAGAGCCUGGCAGAGGAUGGAAAGACAACCGCAGAAGCCUCAGGACUGAAUGAAGAUGGUUCUGAAGUGAAGACAGUAGCCGGGGGUGAGGAUGGAGCCCCGGCCCCCUUCAUAGCUGUCCAGCCCUUCCCGGCUUUACUGGACCUCCCCCUGGGCUCAGAUGCAGUCAAGGCCAGCUGUGGAUCCCGGCACACAGCGGUGGUGACAAGAACGGGGGAGCUCUACACCUGGGGCUGGGGUAAAUAUGGACAGCUUGGCCACAAAGACACGACCAGCUUGGAUCGGCCCUGCCGUGUGAAGUACUUUGUAGAUAAGCAACUCCAAGUAAGGACCGUGAGCUGUGGGCCCUGGAACACCUAUGUGUAUGCUGUGGAAAAAGAGAAGAGCUGACAUGUAUUGAUAAGGGCAUAAAAUAAGUGUAGAGUGAAAAAUUAUGAAGCUAACACCUGUGAAACUCCCCCCAGGUCAAGGAAAACCAUUGCCAGCACCCCAGAGGCCCCACAUUUGGCCUUCCCUAUCACAGCCCUCUUGCUCCACCUUAGAGCAGGCAGCAUCCUCAACUUUGUCUUCACAUUAGAAACACCUGGAGGGAACUCCCUGGCGGUCCAGUGGUUAGGACUCUGCGCUUUCACUGCCUAGGGCACGGGUUCAAUCCCCGGUCUGGGAACUAAGAUCACACAAGCCGUGUGGCACAGUGUGGCCCAAAAAAAAAGAAAAGAAACACCUGGAGAUUUGAAACUGGAUGCCUAAAGCCAGCAUCGCAGACACAAUGAAAUCAGAACUUAGGGGUGUGGAACCUAGAUGUGGGUAGAUUUUUUAGGCUGCCCCACCCCCGGUGAUUUGGAGGUAGUGCUAAGAUUGGGAACCACUAGAGGUCAUCUUCUUUUGUUGUUCAUAUACCUGUUUUCAUUUUGACUCAUACCAUUCCUUGUAUACAUCUUUAUACAAUAUAAUUUGUCUGCUUUUGAACUUUAGGUAAAUAGAAUCAUUCUGUGUAUGUUCUUUUGUGUCUUGUUUUUUCAUCAGCAUUGUAUGAUUCAUCUGUGGUGUUGUGCAGUUGAUUCAUUUUUUAUUGUUAUAUGGUAUUCUAUUGUAUGAAUUAUACCUCAAGUUAUAUAUUCUCUUA